Messenger RNA from Melampsora larici-populina 98AG31, 609 nucleotides. RefSeq lists its product as uncharacterized. The transcript has 2 exons. Bases 1 to 609 code for a protein of 202 amino acids. NCBI's taxonomy places the organism in Eukaryota, Fungi, Basidiomycota, Pucciniomycetes, Pucciniales, Melampsoraceae. The record is from RefSeq and is a predicted model, not a curated record.
AUGCAAAAUUACGACCGGCACAUCAAAUGCCCAUCGCACUUAGACGCGGUCGCACAUCAUGUUGCUGACCAAGAUCAACAACAUGCCGAACAUUUAAUGAACCUGGACCCUGCAAUUGAAAGAUCACCUUCACUGGCGCAAGACGAAGACGAAAUGAUUGCAGAUCACCAAAGUGACCGUGCUGCGUCGCCCCAUCCACCUCAAUCUCAACUGUUAUUCGAACGUCCACCUGAUGGUGAUGAUCCGCUGGGCUUAUUUGACGAUUCCGACGUCGAACCAGACUCAGACCAAGAGUUUGAUUUCAUCAGGCUUCAACAAGCGUUUGAGGAACUACUCGGAGGAGAGACGACGGAUUCUGAAGAGGAUCCAGAUGUUGAUGAAGAUGAUCAUGCCGGGGGCGCAGACACAGCGGGGGAAUGGUAUCCCUUCAAGAGCAUUGAACUGAUACUGAUGAUCAACCUAAUAGCACGUAGUUGGUGUCCUCAUGAUCGGCUCGCCCCGCAACCUGCUUUCACGGACAGAUUAUCUCCGUUUACGCACAAUCUUCACCCUGCUGGAUGUGAACCUCCCGGCUUGGAAUACGUUGAGGACUGCCUGCAAAAAAAUUAA